This is a messenger RNA of Acomys russatus (golden spiny mouse), 1539 nucleotides long. It is a transcript of the gene Spem2, whose product is annotated as SPEM family member 2. NCBI's taxonomy places the organism in Eukaryota, Metazoa, Chordata, Mammalia, Rodentia, Muridae. The transcript has 3 exons. The record is from RefSeq and is a predicted model, not a curated record. Bases 1 to 1539 code for a protein of 512 amino acids.
AUGGAAAACCAGCUGUGGCAGGCCAGCCUGGGGUGCUGCAAUCACCACCAAGAAAGCCCCCAGGAUGCUGAGGACAUCCUAUUCCUGCUGCUGGGACUGAUUAUUCUUGUCAACAUCAGCAUCAAUGUGACAACCGUGAUGUGGCACGGGCUGCAGAGUGCCUUAGACAAGAUCAUCUGCUGGAUGAAUUGGAAAACAGAUGAAAUCCAGACUCCCGAAUGUCCCCCCAAAGAGCCCCCAUCCAACAUCCAGGAUGUCCACAUCCACUGUGUCCUGGAUCCUGUACAGGUGAAGAUGGCGCAACCCACACACUGUUCCUCUUCCUCUUUCCACCACCUCCGUAAGCGCUCCAGCCACAGGCGCAGCCGCAGGCGCUACCAGCGCCGUGGCCUCCAACAGGCCCGCCGCAGCAACCACCAGCAGGUCUGCCACAGCCUCCACCAACAGGGCCACCACAGCCACCAGCAGCGACUUCGGAACAGCAGGCAACUCUCCUAUGGCUGCCCACCCUUUCGUAGACAGCCUCGAAGCCACAAGGUGUCAUUGAUGAAGCCGGUGCCCUUUUUUGACCUGGAAGACCGGGAUUCCCUUCCCGAGAAUGACCAGUCCUGCCCGCACCCCAAGUAUCCCCAUAGGGGCUGGGGCGGUUUUUAUAAGCCAAUAGGUCUGUCCUCCAACGUAGGAUUGUGGGGCCGCCAGGGUGGAAUCCUUGCCAGCCUCCCACUACCUUCCCUCUACCUGUCACCGGAGCUGCGCCGCUUGCCCAAGCGAGUAGAAGCCAAGUCAGAACUGAGGCUCCAGGCCUUCGGUCCCCAUUACUCACAGUCCCGGGUUUGGGGUAACACGGACGUUGAACAGUGCGCCUCAUCACCACCGCCUCCCCGCCGGCUGCUUCCUAACUCCUCCUGGGCCACUGUGGGCUACAGCCCUUUCUCUUCGGGGGGUCACACACUGCACGACGCCUGGGAUCCGCGGAGGCGCGGGGCGGAUGGCUCGGAGCCACCGCUCGCCUUUGUGUCCAGGAACCCCAGGCCAGAGGUCCAAGGCUACCGGGAGCACAACUCCCCACAGGCCCACCGGCAGAGCCUCCCUGGCUAUACCCACAGCCAACCCGACCACACCCCACCCCCAUCCGUGGCGCACGUGGGUUACAGCUCCCGGGGACCUCAAGACCGCAGGCGGGCAGCCGACUGGACUGAGGUUUUCCCCUCCCGGCAUCCUCUGAUCACCUCUACCUCCCUCACAGCCUUGGGUGAGGCCUCGUACCAAAGGGCCCCAGCUGCCGGCUCCGGCCUGAUGGGGCCUCACUCCUCCCAGCCCCUGCCUGAAGUCCAGGCUUCCGACCCGGCCCCACCUCCAACCACCUUCGUGCCGCUCAGUCGGAAUCCCGGUGGCAAUGCCACCUACCAGGUGUAUGACAGCGUGGAGCUAAAGAGGCAGGUGCUGGAGAGCCGAGGGCGGGCCAGCUCACUGCCACCCCCUACCACCUCACCUUCAAAGCCCUCUCUGCCUAGGAGCCGCACAGGGAAACUCACCUGA